CAUUAUCGAAAAACGUUUCGCGAUACCGCACUUAAGAUAACCGUUGAUUUUGGUAUAAAAUGCAGCAGCAAGUUAACAUCAACAACAGUUAACAAUGAAGUUAAUUGCUGUGAUUCUGUUUGUAGCUGCGGCUACUGCCAAUCCCAUUUAUGAGACUGAAGUGGCAGAAAAUGUCAUCGUAUCCAACAACGAAGACUGGCAAUUGGUGCCAGACACUAACGGUCAUUUGCAUUUGGUUGAUAUAAAUGCGGUCGAUAGUGAUAUGGAACCACAAUUCAACGCUAGAAACGACAUGACUUUCCGUUUAUUUACGCGUUUGAACCCAACCAUUAGUCGUACCGUUAGAAUCGCCAACAACGCUGAUUUAUCCGGAAGCAACUUUAAUGGAGCUAAUCCAAGUAGAUACCACAUUCACGGAUGGCAAGGCGGUGGCGUCUUCACAGGAUCUGGAAUCCGUAGAGCUUGGCUCGAUCGCAUCAGUUGCAAUGUAUUUACAGUCGAUUGGGGAGCGGGUGCUAGUACUAUCAACUAUCUUACAGCUCGUAAUCGUGUUCCGGCAGUUGCCACAGUAGUCGCUGAAUUUAUUGACUGGGUAAACGCACAGACAAACACCCCUUUCUCUGCUGUUUCAGUUAUUGGACACAGUCUUGGAGGACAUAUCGCUGGACUCACCGGAAAGAGAGUACGACGAGGCCGACUUCAAUCAGUCGUUGCAAUGGACCCAGCUGGACCACUAUUUUCAAUCAGAAAUCCAACUGAGCGCGUUCACCACACAGACGCUAACUAUGUUGAAGUAAUUUACACCGAUCAGGGCAAUUUAGGAUUCGAUGAACCUCUUGGACAUGCUAACUUCUAUCCCAAUUGGGGCUCAAGACAACCCGGUUGCGGCUUGGACAUUGGCGGACUUUGCAGUCAUAACAUUGUUGAAGAUUUCUUCGAAGCUUCGAUCAAUCCAUCAAACGUCUUUGGAGCAAGACAAUGCCGUAGUUUCUCUGGUAUCAGACUUAGAACUUGCAUCACCAGUGGACCAUCAAGACGGAUGGGUGGUGAGCCCGUCAUGGACGGAACAUCUGCUCCGGACACCGUAUUUUUCUUGGAAACAAAUGCACGCAGUCCAUUCGCCCAAGGACCCAUCUAAACUAACAAGCAAUGCUUCUGCUUACUAUGACUGGAAUAAAUUUAUUUUCUGCAUAA
Molecule: messenger RNA, 1194 nt
Organism: Bradysia coprophila
Lineage: Eukaryota; Metazoa; Arthropoda; Insecta; Diptera; Sciaridae
Product: lipase member H-like
Biological process (GO): lipid catabolic process
Molecular function (GO): lipase activity; serine hydrolase activity
Source: RefSeq, a predicted model, not a curated record